Messenger RNA from Oncorhynchus keta (chum salmon), 948 nucleotides. RefSeq names its product C-type lectin domain family 4 member E-like. The record is from RefSeq and is a predicted model, not a curated record. Lineage: Eukaryota; Metazoa; Chordata; Actinopteri; Salmoniformes; Salmonidae. The transcript has 3 exons. The coding region runs from base 2 to 250 and encodes 82 amino acids.
GAUGGUAAGACGGGGAUGGAGGUUUUUCGGCUCCAGUUGGUAUUACAUCUCUACUGAAACUAAAUCCUGGGAGGAGAGUAGAAAGGACUGCAAGAGGAGAGGAGCAGACCUGGUGAUCAUAAACAGCAAAGAGGAACAGGAAUUUAACAAUGGAUUCCAAAAAAUGAGGUACUGGAUUGCUCUGUCUGACAUAGAAAUGGAAUCGACCACGACAUGGGUGGAUGGCACACCACCGACCAUAAGCUCUUGACGUCGGCAGAUUAUUGCGCACACCUGCCACCAUCGUUACUUGCACCUGGGUCUCAUGAGAUUCACCUGGACUCCAUCACCUUCCUGAUUACCUCCCCUAUAUCUGUCACUCCCCUUGGUUCUUUCUUCGGCAGUUAUUGAUUCUGUUUCUUGUCUGUGUGUUUUUCGUGUUUCUUGUUUUGUUCCAUGUUUUGUUUAUUUAUUAAAUGAUUCACUCUCUGUACUUGCUUCCCGACUCCCAGCGUACAUGUUACACACAGCAGAUUACGGCCGGAUACAUUUAUUAACAGUACAACAUGCUAAUACUCCUUUCACCUCUAUCAUGUAGACAUUCCUUAAAAUUGCCAUUUAAUGUUGAAUGAACCAUUAUUACUUCAUUUCAUCUCUUACAGACUUUAACAAACUUUUCUGUAGUGCUCUCAUGAACCAUAUUUACAUAUUUAUUUAUGUAUAUUUACACAGUGCCUUCAGAAAGUGUUAACAUCCCUUUUUCCACAUCCUGUUGUGUUACAGCCUGAAUUUAAAACGUAUUACAUUUAUAUUUUUUUUGUACAAAUGAAUAAAAAAUGAAAAGCUCAAAUGUCUUGAGUCAAUUAUUCAAGUAUUCAACCCCUUUUAUGGCUAGGCUAAAACGUCCAGGAGUAAAAUGUGGCUUGGAUGACAGCUUUGCACACAUUCUCUCACACAGCUUCUCCUGGA